Messenger RNA from Geosmithia morbida, 3936 nucleotides. Its product is annotated as solute carrier family 12 (potassium/chloride transporters), member 9. Gene Ontology annotation, biological process: potassium ion homeostasis; chloride ion homeostasis; chloride transmembrane transport. Gene Ontology annotation, cellular component: membrane. The record is from RefSeq and is a predicted model, not a curated record. Bases 1 to 3936 code for a protein of 1311 amino acids. Gene Ontology annotation, molecular function: potassium:chloride symporter activity. NCBI's taxonomy places the organism in Eukaryota, Fungi, Ascomycota, Sordariomycetes, Hypocreales, Bionectriaceae. The transcript has 5 exons.
AUGGAACCCUCACCAGACGUUUCGGGGCAGGCCGAUGCCGCCGACCAUAAGAAGGGCGGGAAACUCGGCACCCUCACGGGUGUAUACAUCCCCGUCUGUCUCAGUAUCCUGAGUAUUCUCAUGUUCUUGCGUUUUGGCUUCAUCUUGGGACGCGUCGGUUUCUUGGGCAUACUGGGCCUCCUUCUCGUGGCAUACUCUAUUGAAUUUCUCACCAUCUUCUCCUUAUCCGCUAUUGCUUCCAACGGCGAGGUUAAGGGCGGUGGACCCUACUAUCUCAUCUCCAGGUCCUUGGGUCCUGAGUUCGGUGGCUCCAUCGGCAUCCUCUUCUAUAUCGCAUCAGUCCUCAACGCCGCCCUAAAUGUGGUGGGUUUGAUAGACUGCAUAAGGCUCAAUGUUGGCGAAGGCUUCCCCCAAGGAUACUGGGUAGGCUAUGGUCUGCAAACGGCCGCCUUGCUCGCCUGUACCGCCCUGUGCCUCCUCAGCUCCUCCAUGUUCACCCGCGCAUCCAACAGUCUGCUGGCAAUUCUGUCUCUGGCAGUCAUCAGUAUCCCGGCCUCAGCCAUCUUCUUGACACCCUUCAAUGAUGAGAAGAUCGGUCUUCACUUUACGGGUCUGAGCCUUGAGACCUUGGCUGAGAACUUUUUGCCCAUUCCUGAUACCGUUUACUACACUGGGUUCGACACGUUUCGUGAUCUAUUCGGUAUCUUGUUUCCAGCUACUGCUGGCAUUCUCGCCGGCGCCUCCGUGUCCAAUGACCUCAAGAACCCGAGCAGGUCCAUUCCCAAAGGGACAUUGUGGGCGACCCUAACCACCCUGAUCGUCUACUUUGUCGUCGCUCUCUCCAUGGCCGCAAGCACCACGCGCGCCUCGCUGCUCGGGAACCCGAACGUCAUCCCCCUUACCAAUUUCUCCCAGUCCGUCAUCUUCGCUGGCGAAUGCGCCGUUACGUGCUUCUCGGCCCUCAUGGGCCUCAAGAGCUCUACCGGCCUGUUCAGAGCCCUUGCAAAGGACAAACUUCUGCCUGGACUUUCGGUCUUUGGGAAGGGUGCCGGCCGUCGAGACUUUCCCUUUGCAUCGCUCUUCAUCACCUAUGCUAUCGCUCAAGUCGCUCUCCUGGCUGAUUUGAACCAGAUUGCCACCCUCAUCUCCAUGGGAUUUCAGAUGACAUUUUUCGUCUUGAACCUGGCGUGCUUCCUGCUCAAGAUUGGCGGGGCUCCAAACUUCCGGCCAAACUUCAAAUUCUUCAACUGGCAGACGGCCUGUCUCGGGAGCCUGUCGUCAGCCGCCGCCAUGUUCUUUAUCGACGAGACAAAUGCCUCCCUGGCCAUCUGUUGCUUGGUCUUCCUCUUCCUCCUUAUCCACUACCUGUGCCCGCCCAAGCGCUGGGGUGACGUGUCACAGAACCUCAUCUACCACCAGGUCCGGAAGUACCUGCUGCGUCUGCGACCCGAACAUAUCAAGUUCUGGCGCCCGCACAUCAUCCUCCUCAUCAACGAUCCGCGGAAGCAGACACGGUUGAUUCAGUUCUGUAACUCGUUGAAGAAGGGCUCGCUCUAUAUCCUGGGACACGUGAUCGUAACGGACGACUUCAACGCCGGCGUCUAUGAGGCGCGACUCCAGCAGCAGGCUUGGACGAACUACAUCUCCGAGUCCUCGAGGAUAAAAGCCUUCAUGCAGCUGACCAUGUCUCCGUCCCUCACUUGGGGCGUCCGCAACUUGAUCCUGUCCGCUGGUUUGGGAGGCAUGCGUCCCAACGUCGCCGUCCUCGGCUUCUACAACAUGGAUGACCUCCGAAAGUCCAACUACCGCUUCGUCAUCCCCGAUAUCCCAACUUCGCCUGCUAUGAAGAUGCGCAACCCACCGCCCAAGGCAGACAUGAAACGCCCCAUGCGUCGGCGUGUUGAUACCUCGGCCCGUCUUAUCGAGGGGGUGUUACCUACAGACGUCAUCAAGACGGAGGGCAUGAUGAAGCCAACAGAGUACAUGACGAUUCUAGAAGACCUCACCCUCAGGCACCGCAUGAACGUGGCUGUCGGCUACGGGUUCGAAGGGCUAGAGACGCCACACAGCGACGACAACAGUAAAAAAUACAUAGACCUCUGGCCGAUCCAGAUGUCUGCCGAGGUGAUGUCUGGGGGAAAAAAUGUCCUGACAACCAAUUUUGAUACUUAUACCCUCAUCCUACAACUUGGUCACAUCUUGCACAGCGUGCAUAAUUGGCGCAAGGUGUACACGCUGCGAGUCAUGGUCUUUGUCGAGUAUGAGAACGAGGUCAACGAGGAGAGCGCGCGUGUCCGUGUCCUUCUCGAGAAGCUCCGUAUAGACGCGCAGGUAGUAGUCUUCUGGCUCGCUUCGGGCCACCUUAACACGUACGAGCUCAUUAUCAAUGGUAGCUCCCACGAUAUGGACUGGGACAUCAUUGUCAACGAGGCGCUCCGAGAUGAGGAGUGGUGGGACGACCUCCAGAUGUUCCGCGGCGAUGACGGCCACAUGUCACCGAGUCAAGAACGGACUCACCUAGCGCAUAUCAUCGAUUCCACAUCGGGAAGACGCGGCGUCUACAAUCCCCACGAGGAACUCACCUCUUUCCGAGACCAUCUCGACUCGACGUACCUGGGCCACUCCCAGUACAGACCAAAUAUGGCGAUGCUCACCAGGUUGGGCGUCAACGUUGGCAUGCACACGCAUCACCUGAUCGAUAGUGUCCUCAAGAAACCAGACUCGGGCAUAGACCCAAAUGACGCUACCGUAUCGUCGUCCGACGAUGAGUCUACACCGGAUGGUGAUGAUGAUGAGGACGAACGUGUACUCGGCAACCCUAGGCAGCCUCUGCUACCUGCGGGGUGGAAGCAGCCAGGAAGCGACUACGAGUACUCGUCGGAAAACACGCGGCGGCGUCGCAGGUCCAGGCUGCCUUUGGGUGAGAUGAGUGCGUCCAAGUACGGUAGCAUGUCCACAUCACAGACCCUGGCCGAACUGGGUGGGAUGCAGCAGAUUCCAGGCGCAGAUGAUGAAAAGACGCCCAAGGCGUUCAUCGGAUCCGGAGCAGGUGGUGGCGGAGAUGCUGGCUCGCAGACGCCAUUACCUUCACUUGGGAAACUUUCGGUAUCAGACCCGUUUGCCGCCUACCGUGCACGGUCUAUGAGCCCAGAGCGAGCCCGAGUGACGGGAACUGCCGGAUCGGCACAUCGACCAGGCAUAUCACGGCAGUCUUCUGGCGUGCGAUUCUCUAGUCGCCCCGUGCCGGAAACUACAGUCACGACGGAAGGUGACGAUUCAAGGAUCGCCUUUGCCGAAUCAGGGACCACUGCGCCCAAGGUUGAUCGGCCACACCCUUCGAGACAGUCGUCGUAUAACCGCGGGGGUUUCUCCAGCCGGCCGGUGCCAGAGACGAAGAUCACUGGAGGAGACGACGCGACGAGGACGAUAAAGUUUGCCGACGAGCCCAUAUAUCGGUCUGAAUCGGCGGCACGAAGGUCCGCUAGUCACUCUCGACAGGCAUCGCGGCAGCCGUCGCGACAGGGCUCAGUAAACAUCUCUCGACAGGGCUCUACUGUUGACAUGAUGGGCAGCGAGGGGGAUGUCAAUGUCAGCAUCCCCGAGCUGCUCGACUCAUACAGACAUGGCGGGAGUGACGGGGAGCAGCAGCAGCAUACACAGCCAGAGGGGGGGUCCACGUACUCGACGCAGAGCCUGGCGCUGUCGUUCAACGACCUCCCCAGACGGGCGCAGCACCUGAUACUCAACGAGCUGAUGCGGCAGAACUCGGGGGACGCUGCUGUCAUCAUGACGACGCUACCCGUACCCUCGGAGCAGACGAGCACGGACGAGGCGGAUACCAUGGGGUACCUGUCUGACGUGGAGGUGCUGUGUAACGAACUGCCACCUACCCUCAUGGUUCUGAGCAACAGCAUGACAGUUACGGUGAGCCUAUGA